Parnassius mnemosyne (clouded apollo) is the source of this 816-nucleotide messenger RNA. The record is from the annotation of a GenBank genome assembly. NCBI's taxonomy places the organism in Eukaryota, Metazoa, Arthropoda, Insecta, Lepidoptera, Papilionidae.
AUGAAGAACUCGUUGUUAUAUGCUUUAUUUUUGCCAUACGUAUGGGUUAACGGAGUACAACUGAAAGAUGUAGGGCAAGUGGCUGUGCCUCAAUGGGAUUUAUUAAUUUUUACUCAAAGUUGGCCUGCAACCGUUUGCAAAGAGUGGAAAGAACAUGAUAACACCCAUACUUGCAAUAUGCCGACUAACCAAGGUUCUUGGACAAUUCAUGGCAUCUGGCCCACUAAACUAGGCACAAUGGGUCCAGCUUUUUGUAACAGAACGUGGUUAUUUGAUCCUGAAGAAGUUAGGCCUAUUGAAAAACCACUGGAACAGUUGUGGACAAAUGUUGAGUCAGGUACUUCAACUUACGCUCUUUGGGCUCAUGAGUGGAACAAACAUGGGACAUGCGCUGCAAUACUAGAACCACUUAAUUCUCAAAUCAAAUACUUCAGUAUGGGCCUUAACUGGGUGCGUAAAUUUAUGAUGCAUGACAUUCUCAUGGAAGCAAGCAUCAUUCCGUCCAAUGAUCACGAGUAUUCAGUGCUAGAUAUACACAAUGCGGUCAAGGGCAGAUUAGGUGUAAACCCUGUUAUUGAAUGUAGGAAGGAAGACGGGAAAAGUUAUUUAGGAGAAAUACGCAUUUGUUUCUCGAAAACUCUAGAACUGCAAAAUUGUGAUGGUGUUUUGGGUUUAAAAUCAACUAAAAUUGGUAGGGAGUCUGUAUUAACUAAUUGUAAAACCACUCAGGGAGUGAUUUAUCUGCGCUACCCAAGCAACAAGAUGUAUGUUCAAUUAUACAGAUUGGUUACGUGGUUGCAAUGGUUGACAUUGUAG